Molecule: messenger RNA, 3088 nt
Organism: Ochlerotatus camptorhynchus
Lineage: Eukaryota; Metazoa; Arthropoda; Insecta; Diptera; Culicidae
Exons: 4
Coding region: 130-2226 (698 amino acids)
Cellular component (GO): ribonucleoprotein complex; nucleus; cytoplasm
Molecular function (GO): RNA helicase activity; ATP binding; RNA binding
Source: RefSeq, a predicted model, not a curated record
UCUCGCCCAACAGUCGGUGCAGUUUGAGUGAAUCAACCAAAGUGUUUGGACAAGAAAUCCACGUCGCUCCGCUAUUCGCUUAAUUCUGCAGAAACUAUUCCGCGAGGACCCUCCCAAAAUAGUGAAAAAAUGUUCGGCAAUCGUCAACCAUCAUCCGGCGGAUUCCGCGGAGGUAGCCAAGGAGGAGGCCGUCCCAUGAACGGUAAUGGUGGAGGUUUCCGCGGUGGCGAUCGCCCCUCGGGAGGAUCCCGUGGCGGAAUGGGCGGAGGAGGUGGAGGUUUCGGAGGAAAUCGUGGCUCGUUCGAUCGGCAGGCCAACAAUGGCGCCUCGCUGCGUACACUGAAGUGGACCAGUGAAGAGCUGACCCCGUUCGAGAAAGAUUUUUACAAACCAACGGAAUUCAUCACGAACCUCUCGGAGACAGAAGUCAAAGGAUAUCUGGCCAAACUAGAGAUCACACUCAAGGGCAGAAACAUUCCCCGUCCCAGUAUGGAGUUUGAGCAGGGUGGUCUACCGGACUAUAUCAUGGAAGAAACGAACAAACAAGGUUUCACUAAACCUACGGCCAUCCAAGCACAGGGUAUGCCAAUUGCCCUCAGUGGUCGCGAUAUGGUAGGCAUCGCUCAAACAGGAUCGGGAAAAACGUUGGCUUACAUUGCGCCAGCUUUGGUACACAUUACACAUCAGGAUCAGCUUCGCCGUGGAGAAGGUCCGAUUGCAUUGGUACUGGCACCAACUCGUGAGCUGGCUCAGCAAAUCCAACAAGUCGCAACGGACUUUGGACAAAGGAUCAACGCUAACAACACUUGCGUAUUUGGAGGAGCCCCGAAGGGGCCUCAGAUCCGUGAUUUGGAACGUGGUGCGGAAAUAGUAAUAGCCACACCUGGUCGAUUGAUUGAUUUCCUCGAGCGCGGUAUCACUAACUUGCGUCGAUGCACCUAUCUGGUGCUUGAUGAGGCCGACCGUAUGCUCGAUAUGGGCUUUGAACCGCAAAUUCGCAAGAUUAUGGGACAGAUUCGUCCAGAUCGUCAAGUGCUGAUGUGGUCCGCCACAUGGCCCAAGGAAGUUCGCAAUUUGGCAGAAGAAUUUUUGAACGAUUACGUUCAAAUCAACAUUGGAUCGCUAAAUCUCUCGGCAAACCACAACAUUCUGCAAAUUGUGGAUGUUUGCGAAGACUAUGAAAAAGAUCAGAAACUGAUGAAGCUUCUGACGGAAAUCUCUGCGGAGAAUGAGACUAAGACGAUCAUCUUCGUUGAAACCAAACGGCGGGUGGACGAAAUCACCCGCAGUAUCAACCGCAAUGGUUGGAGAGCUGUUUCGAUUCACGGCGACAAAUCGCAGCAGGAACGUGACUACGUUCUUAAUGCAUUCCGAAAUGGGCGCCAGGGUAUCCUGGUGGCCACCGAUGUCGCUGCCCGUGGACUUGAUGUCGAAGACGUGAAGUUUGUAAUUAAUUACGACUACCCGUCAAAUUCAGAAGAUUACGUUCAUCGUAUUGGUAGAACUGGCCGUUCUAACAAUACCGGCACUGCGUACACGCUGUUCACCAAUUCCAACGCCAACAAGGCCGGAGACCUCAUCAAUGUUCUGCGAGAAGCCAAUCAGGUCAUCAACCCGAAACUGGCUGACAUGGCCAAACCCGGUAUGAAUGGACGCGGAGGACGCAACCGGUAUGGUAAUCGUUUCGGUGGUCAACAAAACCGGCCACCACGCGACGGAGGUUUCGGUGGACAGCGCAACGAUGGAGGUCACCGAUUUGGCGGCGGUAUGCACAACAAAUUCGGAGGAGGACCACGUGGGGAUGUUGGUGGUGACAAGUACGGUUCGAAACCGGCUCAGAACGGCGGCUACCAACAGCGUGAUCAAAAUCGCAUUCCAAAUGGAUCUGGCCCACCAAAUGGAGCCGGUGCCCGUCCGAGUCGAUUCUCAGCUCCAGCCAAUGCACCACCAUCAUUCCCGUCGGGUGGAAACGGAAAUAGCUACAAUAAGGGGGGAUAUCCAAGUAAUAAUACUACCGGUGGAACCAGUGGUCCGACCAGCAACGGUUACGGAUCGUACAAACCUUACACAUCCGCUCCACCUUCCCAAAAUGCCGCUGGGGGCGCGUCUUUCGGCGGAUAUACCAGAAGUACACCUGCUCUUUCCUCCGGCUACCAGUUCGGAGGUGCCCUAUCACAACCUGCACAGUCGUUUGCAUUCCCCCCACCUGCGGUCGCGAUGAAUUAAACCUAUAAUUUUAUCAUCCCUUGAACUUCAUUCUUAUCUCAUUGAAUUAUCUUUUUUUACUGACUCCAUCUAACACAUAGAACAAAGCGUGAUUAAUUAGUUUUUACUGUGAAAAAGAUACAAAAAUUAGAAAACGAAGUAACUAGCAUUAAGGACGUCCUAUUUAUUUAAUUGAUUGUUAUUAGCAGGUAUUGACAUACAAAAGAAAUUGAGAAUUUUCACUUUCAAGUAGCUGCUAGUUGAAUUCUGAACAAUUUCUUUUUUCUUAUCCUCGAUACGAUUGAUUACAUAAAUGUGAUAAUGGUAGCACUUAGUCUACAAAAGAAAAAAAAAAAAACAGAAAUUAUUUCUGUUACCACUUUCCUCGAAUGAGAACCAACUUGCAAUUUUGUAUUUAUUAUAAUUUGUAUGGAGGCUGUUCUGCGUUGACGCAGAGAUCUACUGUGAAUUUAAUAGAUGUAUGAUGUGAAAUGGGAAGUGAUGGUUGAAAGUGUGAAAAAUAGUGAAUAAAUUGAUACAAAAAAAAUAAAAAACAGAAGGUUUUGAAAAUCACACAGAAUUUAGACAAAAUGUGUGGAGGGCAGCGAUGGUAUCAGUCGGAUGCCCAUUGAUGGAAAUAGUAUUCAACAAUAUGAUAACUCAUCGAGGAUCAAAAUGUUUCGAAAUGCACUGUAUUCCACACAUUAAAUCUACUAGUGUUGCAAUAGUUUACUAACCCAAUUCUUUACAGCAAAUAUCAGAAUUAAUUAGUACUUACUAACAAAUCUGAUCCAUGUAAUUUGUUUUACUGGAACUACAACAGUGAAAUAAAAGGCAUUCGUUGGAGUAAUAUUCAUGGUACAAUAAAAAAGUGGUAUCCAAA